Capsella rubella is the source of this 1126-nucleotide messenger RNA. RefSeq lists its product as uncharacterized. NCBI's taxonomy places the organism in Eukaryota, Viridiplantae, Streptophyta, Magnoliopsida, Brassicales, Brassicaceae. The transcript has 6 exons. The record is from RefSeq and is a predicted model, not a curated record. Bases 325 to 942 code for a protein of 205 amino acids.
UUUUAUUUCUUAUGUGUUUGUGUUAUAAAGAAGAUAGAUAAACAGUGUGUUUCGAUCUUCUGGUCUCAUCGAGAUAUUAAAAAAGUUUCUCUUAACUUUUUUUUUUUCUUUUUGGUUUUGUUGAGUUUGAAUCCUAUCAUCUAAUCUUAUAUGUAUAUCUUCCGAUAGAAGAAAAAGGGAGCAGCUUUAUUUCUCUCUUUUCUUCUCCAUUUUACCUAAACAAAAUUCAUCCCAAGUUUCACUCUUGGUGAUUCUGGAAGCUAAGUUACUGACUUUAAGUUGCAGAUCUUGAGGUUAAGAAAGAGAGUGAGUUAGUGUUGUGUAAUGGAGGAGGUAAAGGGACAGAGAGGUAGUGGAACCACAGAGGCUGAUUUUGUGUUGCAAUGGGGAGAGAGAAAAAGAGUUAGGUGUAUGAAGGUGAAGAAAGAUCAAAGCCUUACGAAUGGCAAAUCAACUGAUUGUUUGACUAAGCGAAAACUCAUUUCCCGUGCUGUCUCUUCUGAGAGAGGCUCCCCUUCUCGACAUCUUAACCGUCCAAACAAGAUCACAGAUUCACUAGUCAAUGUGCGGAGAUCGUUUGUGGCGUCGCCUGAGAAGGAAGAUAGGUAUUAUACAACGAGGGGUUCCAUGGGAAUAGAUGACAGUGGGAAAAUUAUUAAGGAACCUAUGAAAGAAACCAAGAAGCAUGUUUGGCCUAAGUUGUUUAUAACUUUGUCAAAUAAAGAGAAGGAAGAAGAUUUCUUGGCUAUGAAAGGUUGCAAGCUUCCUCAAAGACCGAAGAAACGAGCCAAAUUGGUUCAGAAGACAUUGCUUCUGGUGAGUCCAGGUGCUUGGUUAUCAGAUUUGUGUAAAGAGAGAUAUGAAGUAAGAGAGAAAAAGACUUCAAAGAAGAGACCAAGAGGAUUGAAGGCAAUGGGGAGCAUGGAAAGCGAUUCAGAAUGAAUAAUGGUCGAAGAGAAGAACUUAAGCGAUAUUUUCAAGAUUUUGGCGAGGGGUAGAAAGGAUGUGUAUUUCGCUUUUCCAUUACAUUUGAGAUGCCUCUCUUCAUUACUACAAGUUAUAUACGAGGCCCUUGUAUUUUUGCUGAUGUUUUGCUUUCAAAGCUCAUCUAUCUUCUCUCAGUCUA